This is a messenger RNA of Drosophila biarmipes, 2052 nucleotides long. Its product is annotated as probable G-protein coupled receptor Mth-like 9. The record is from RefSeq and is a predicted model, not a curated record. Lineage: Eukaryota; Metazoa; Arthropoda; Insecta; Diptera; Drosophilidae. Gene Ontology annotation, molecular function: G protein-coupled receptor activity. The coding region runs from base 357 to 1898 and encodes 513 amino acids. The transcript is spliced from 7 exons.
UUCUUGGCCAGCAUGGAGCUGCGCUGCGGUGGCCGGUUCGUCGACUAGUCGGUUGGAGAGCGGGAAGACAGCUCUGCGAGAGUCUCUCCAUCAGGCUUUUAUGUUUAUGGUUGUUCUUUUUGCUGUUGUCGCUGGCGUUGUCGCAAUCGCAGCCGUUUUUAGACCCGCGUCACAUUCGUAGUCGAUUUUGGGCUUCGAUUGUUGUUGGCUCGGAUUGGAUUUGUGACUCGGCGAGUGUGCGUGCACUGCCCAAACGCGAACGGUGAUCGUUUCACGUAUUUGUUUGCUCAAUUAUCGAGCUGCCUGGCCUGUGACGUCAGGCAGAAGAUCGCCUAGAGGUAAUCUUCCACCAAGACAUGGCUUUGCCUUGGAUCAUUCCCCUGGCCUACUGGCUCCUCGCUGGGGUGCGAUCUCUGGAGAUCGCCAGCAUUGACCACCCCUGCGCCUAUGCGGACACGGUUAACAUCACGGAUGGUCUCCGGUUGAAGGACGGAUCCUACUCUUACGGUGGCGUCGUGGUUCCGCCGCAACUGAUGGCGGAGUACUCCUUCAAGGUGAUCGACGGCGUGCAGUACCGGGCCAAGAAGCACCUGCGCGGCUGUGUCUGCCUGCUGAAGCCCUGCAUUAGCUUCUGCUGCCCGGAGAACCUGGUCUUCGACUCGAAGCACUGGAACUGCUCGAGGCCGCACCAGGUGCGGGAGUCCACGCACGUGCAGCUGACCUACGCCAAUCGGUCGGUGGCACAAGUGCGCAUUCUCGAUCGGUUUGUGGUGCGCACGGAGCUCGGUUGUCGGAACAAGUUCGUGGACAAGAAGCACGAGAGCUUCUGGCAGUGGGAUCUCUUCGAGAACGGCUCGCUGCAGCGGGACAGCCGCCUGUGGACCACGGAUGAGUACUGCUUUAGCCCCCUGGAGCACAAGCCGGAGGAGUGGGAGCUCACUCCGCUCAGCUGCGAGCGCUUCCAAACGGGCUACCGCGUCUGGAUCUACGCUAUUUGCAGUAUUAUAGCCAUCAUCAUCAACAUCUUUAUACUCUCACUGUUGGGCGCUGUGAGAGAUGCCAGGAAAAGUCACUAUGGCCAGCUGAUCAUCUACUACCUGCUCUCCAUGACCGUGGGCUAUUCCCUGUUGGUUUACUUGGCCCUGAAGAAUCCCAUGAGGCUUUCGCACACGGCUUGCAGGAAUAUAGGUUUGCUGGCCUACUUUUGCAUCAUGCUCUCCUUCGUCUUCCUGGCCAUUUGCAGUCUGGACUUCCUGCUCAAGUUCAAACAAAAGGCUGUAAGAAACUGGGUGCGUCGCUUGUCGUACGCCCUGGCGGUCCUGGCGGUUAUUGGUUUGAGGUUUUUGGUGUCCUUCGCCCAGGACUCCCAGUUGCCCAAGCACUACAAGCCAGGCAUGGGGGAAGAUUACUGCUGGUUCGAUGUCCGCACCUGGGGCAUUUUGAUCUACUACUACGCACCCAUUGCACUCUUGCUGGUGUUCAGCAUUGUGUGCUGCCUGAAGGCCUACUUUUCCAUCUACGAACUGCCACCAGAUACUCAGUACAUAUUGGGAACUCAACUGAAGAUCAUCAAGACCCAUUUCUAUGCUUUCAGUGCCUACAUAGUGGGCGUGUUUGCCGUUUGGGUUCGGGAAAUAGUCGUCUAUGUGAUGGCAAGAGUAAGAGAGCACUUCUUCAUCAUCGACUUCUGGAGCGGAAUCUGCAUCCUGGGCCUGGCCAUAGCUGGCUUUAUCCUGCUUCUUGGCAAGAAUUUGCACGUGAAAUCCUGGUGGGCCAUCAAUGUGGAAUCAAGUCAAACCGAUCUGAGUGUCAUUAACGCCCGCGUCUACAAGUUUGAUGAGAGAGGCGAUUUGAAAUCUUCGGAUUCACCCUAUAAGCCGACAGUGACAUCACUUUAAUUGGAACUGAGAUGGUUGCUCAUCUAUGAACCCUUGUAUUUGCUUUGCUGAUGAAUCAUUUAGUCUGUCGCAGAGAUAAGUGUAUAUAAAAUAAGUGCCUCAGUAUACUAGCUAUAAGAUGAACUGCAUAAAUACCAUUAGAAGAUCAAAAGAA